Molecule: messenger RNA, 1128 nt
Organism: Huiozyma naganishii CBS 8797
Lineage: Eukaryota; Fungi; Ascomycota; Saccharomycetes; Saccharomycetales; Saccharomycetaceae
Gene: PZF1
Product: Pzf1p
Exons: 1
Coding region: 1-1128 (375 amino acids)
Biological process (GO): regulation of transcription by RNA polymerase II
Molecular function (GO): RNA polymerase II cis-regulatory region sequence-specific DNA binding; DNA-binding transcription factor activity
Source: RefSeq, a predicted model, not a curated record
AUGGAUCGAUGUGCUGAUAUACCCUUGAAUCUCCCUGCAGACUGGUCUGAUGUCAUCCAGGGCGGGAAGAGUUCCAGUGGUUCCACGGCUGCGAGCAGUGUGCGUUCCAAGAACUACUUUUGCGACUACGAUUCGUGCGGGAAGGCUUUCACGAGACCCUCUUUGCUCACGGAACACCAGCAGACAGUUCAUCAAGGGAUUAAACGGUUCCAGUGUCCGCAGUGUGAGAGACAGUUUGCAAGGCAAGCGCACUUGGACCGCCACUUACUCUCGCAUGCAGCGGACGCACAGAAACCGCACCAUUGCUCCGUCUGCGGUAAAGGUGUCGUGACGUUGCAACAGCUUAAGAGGCACGAAGUGACGCACACUAAAUCUUUCAAAUGCACAUACGAUGGGUGCACGGAAUCCUUCUAUAAACACCCGCAGCUGCGGUCGCAUAUUCUGUCUGUGCACGAGAGGAAACUCACCUGCGAGUUGUGUCACAAGGAGUUUCAGAGGCCGUACCGACUCAAAAACCACAUGAUAAAGCACCACGGGGAGCAAGUGUAUCAUUGCACUUUCUCCGGGUGUCUGCAAAAUUUCAAGAACUGGACUAAUCUGCAAGCUCACAUUAAAAGGGACCAUCCGAAGUUGAAGUGUCCGCGGUGCGAUAAGUACUUGGUGGGACAAACUGGGCUUCAAAACCACAUGAAGGUUCAUGACGACGCGCUCGUAAUGAAAAACUGGAAAUGCCACCUGUGCGACACUUCUUGCAACAGGAAAUUGGAGCUCGUCCAGCAUUAUGGAGAGUUUCACGCCUCAUCUGCUCUACCGGAAGAAUUGUUGCAACCUAUCAUGUUACCACCGUUGGUUCCACUGCCAUCGCAACCAGAUAUAACCAUUAGACGGAGACAUAAAAGUUCAGAGAACAAACAAUUGGAGAGUGAAGCUAAUUUGCAGAACUUUCUCGAUAAAAACGACUCAGGGUUGCUGUUGUUGAACACGAUUGGCAAGAAAUACAGAUGCCCGCACUAUAAGUGCUACAGAACGUUCAAAACGAAGGAAAAAUUCUACGUUCAUUUGGAGAAGCACAAAUUGCAUCAAGAGAAACUAGAACAACUCGAACAGCAGAAGCAGCAGGACCCAUAG